AUUGCAGGCGGGUGGAGUUUCUUUCAGUACCGGAUAACGCUGUGUUUUGAAACUAGCGCAGUGCACACGAAGAAAGCUUUAGCUAACUCUACUUUAUUAUAAACUUUAACUAUGUCACCAUUAAAUAUAUCUAAACGUCAUCGACAGUAAUGGUGACAGGAUUGCUAGCUUAGAGUAGAUGUCUUGUUUCGAAGAUCUUUGAGUAUCUUUAGCUCGCCUCUGCUUGGACCUGGGUUGCUAUCGUUAGCUAGCUUACUGUUGUCAUCGGUUGUGUUGUUGUAGUGACUCAGGUGAGCAGCGACAUGUCGGAGUCCGGUCACAGUCAGCCCGGGAUGUACGGGCAGGGACGCCGGAGGAGGCGACGCCGGGGGGACAGAGAUGCAGGACCUCCGGGGCAAAAUCUGUCUGGUCCCAGUCGGGAUCGAGAAUAUCAACCGAGGGAACGCAGGGAUGGGAGCGAGGAUCCACCAGGCCCACUCAUUCAGAAGACCCCCAUCAUUCUUGCAAAGCCCCCUGGGGAAAGGGCCAAGUCCUCACAGAAUGCACCUGUCAGUGGAGCUCCAGUCCUAGAGAAGCCCAUCAUGCUAAUGAAAGCCAGGGAUGAUGGAGGGAAGCUGGGUACCCCUCCAGAUGCGGCAGCUCAACCCUCUGGUCCUGGGCCCUCCAAGAUGGAGAGGGAGGGGCAGCGACCCACCCAGCCUGUGUACCAGAUCCAAAACAGAGGAAUGGGUGCUUCCGCAUCGAGCAGCGCUGUGGACCCCAUGGUUGGCCAGUCUAAACUCCUCCCUCCUGAGAAGAUGAAGCACAGCAUUAAGCUCGUGGAUGACCAGAUGAAUUGGUGUGACAGUGCCAUGGAGUAUCUGAGGGACCAGACCGAUAUGUUGGUGGUGGGAGUCAUUGGCCUGCAGGGAAGUGGGAAAUCUACAAUCAUGUCCCUGUUGUCUGCCAACACUCCUGAGGAAGAUCAGAGGGGCUACGUAUUCAGAGCCCAGACUCAAGAAAUCAAGGAAAGAGGAGGAAACCAGAGUACAGGCAUUGAUUUCUUCAUCACACAGGAGAGAGUCAUCUUCUUGGAUACACAGCCGAUGCUCAGCCCAUCUAUUCUCGACCACCUCAUCAACAACGAUCGGAAGUUGCCUCCAGAGUACAACCUCCCUCACACAUAUGUUGAGAUGCAGUCUCUUCAGAUCGCUGCCUUCCUGUUCACAGUGUGCCAUGUUGUCAUUGUGGUUCAAGACUGGUUCACUGACUUAAACCUCUACAGGUUUCUUCAAACCGCUGAGAUGUUGAAACCCUCCACUCCGUCUGCAAGCCAUGACAGCGCUGGCUCUUCAGGCAAUGACGAUGGAGCCGAGUACUAUCCUCAUAUAGUGUUCCUCCAGAAUAAAGCCAGACGGGAUGAUUUCUGCCCAAGGAAUCUAAAAAACAUGUAUAUGGUUGUGGACAAAUUAAUGGCCCACUCGCAUCUCAAGUACAAAGGUACAUUGUCCAUGCUAGACUGCAACAUGUUUCCUGGUUUGGAGCAGGACUAUCUGGCAACUGAAGUCAACAUGUUCCUCCUUCCUAUGCAGGAGAAUGAUGGGGAGGAUAAUCUGACUAAAGCAGGGACGGGAGCAUACCCGCUCUUCUCUCUGCUCCCGGGGUACAGAGGACAUCCUGCGUUCUCAACCAUGGUUUCAAAACUGCGCAGCCAAAUAUUGGCUAUGCCCCGCUGUCAGCUGUCACACACCAUCCUCACUGAGAAGAACUGGUUUCACUAUGCAGCUCGUAUCUGGGAUGGGGUGAAGAAGUCCUCCGCCCUCUCGGAGUACAGCCGCCUGCUCUGCUAACACCUUGGUUGAACUGCUGUCGUAUACAAUAGCAGUUGCAAGCUGUUACGUCUGAUAAUCAGGUCACUUAAAAGAAAAUGUGUCUGUGAAAGUGGAGCCGCAGUUUGCACCCUACAAGAGGGACAAGAGAAACUGGAAGCCCGGUCACUGGUGGAGAGUCAGAUAUUAAAGCAGGACACCUUCUGUAGACUUUGGUGGGAACGAAAAGCUGAGAACUUUUGGUGCUCAGUGUCAGAAAGUUGUGGAUCUCUGCACAUGAUCGAACAAGAUUCGGAUGGUUUUUUUUUGCAAGCCAUUAUGGACUUUGUGAUGUUUUGGUCUGAUGGUGCAGACAUGAAAAUAUAGAAAUCUGCAUUUGUUUUUUCUUAAUUUUCUUUCAAACCUUCAAAGUGUAAUUGUGAAUUACUCAGAAAUAAAAGGAAACAAGUAAAACAUA
Molecule: messenger RNA, 2265 nt
Organism: Anarrhichthys ocellatus (wolf-eel)
Lineage: Eukaryota; Metazoa; Chordata; Actinopteri; Perciformes; Anarhichadidae
Gene: smg9
Product: SMG9 nonsense mediated mRNA decay factor
Exons: 13
Coding region: 303-1829 (508 amino acids)
Biological process (GO): nuclear-transcribed mRNA catabolic process, nonsense-mediated decay
Source: RefSeq, a predicted model, not a curated record